Messenger RNA from Poecilia reticulata (guppy), 1388 nucleotides. NCBI's taxonomy places the organism in Eukaryota, Metazoa, Chordata, Actinopteri, Cyprinodontiformes, Poeciliidae. The record is from RefSeq and is a predicted model, not a curated record.
AAAGAAACUGAUGGAGAUAAUGCAAUGCAUUAAUUUAAUUUUGUUGUAACGAUUAGUUCUUGGAUGUGGUUUCUUGUUGUAAGUGUUGUAGUCUCUAAGUUCAGCAACUGCUGACAUUUACAUUUUUUGGUGGAUGCUAAAAAUAUGUUCUAAAUACCUGAGAAAUGUUGGAGCUACUGCAGAAACCGAUGGUGGAGAAGCAGAAACCGAUCGUGGUGAAACAGAAACUGAUGAUGGAGAAGCAGAAACCGAUGAUGGAGAAGCAGAAACGGAUGGUGGAGAAGCAGAAACCGAUCGUGGUGAAGCAGAAACCCAUGGUGGAGAAGCAGAAACCGAUCGUGGUGAAGCAGAAACCUAUGCUGGAGAAGCAGAAACCGAUCGUGGUGAAACAAAAACCGAUGGUUGAGAAGCAGAAACCGAUGGUGGAGAAGCAGAAACCGAUCGUGGUGAAGAAGAAACAUUCAAUAUUUAUUGAAAUUUUGGCUGAUUGAAUAUAACAUUUUUGUUACAAAUAAUUGGAGAAAUCAUGUCAGGAUAGUAUCAUUGUGAUAGGAGAGCUGGGAAAGCAGCCACGGAAAAAAAAAUCCAGUUUCUGAGUACUACAUUUGUCAAACCCAUCAUUUAUAGAAGUUCUCUGGAAAUCUUCAAAAGUCACUUGAGCCAUUUCCUAAGGCUUGGCUCUUUUAGAACUGGAGGCGAGCUAUAACGCGCAUUAUGCUAACCUCAUAAAGCGCUCGUUCAGCUGGUUGUGUUAUAGAAUGAAUUUCUCUGGAAAAGGACUGCGCUGUAAUUGUUGUGCUCUGGCUCCCUGCAGGCUGACUGAGUGCUUCACUGAGGAUUUACAGAUAUUGACUCCCAGUGCCGGGGAGGGACUCUGCCAAGUUGAUGUAGUUUUAAAUACACAUGCAGGGACAGUGAGGGUGCGCGUCUGGGAGACAGAGAUUACAGAGAAGAUGGAGAGGGAAAUGGACUUUCUGCUCUUGCAGCUGCGUUGCUUUUCAUUUCUCUCUUUAAAAAAAAUUUUUUUUUAGCUUUAAUAAAUCAUGUAGUCUCUGUUUUGCUGCUGAUCACUGUCAGAUAUCCGUCUUUGCGGCUGCACCGUUCUCUUUUGGGUUUUCUCAGGUCCUAAAUGUCUUUCCGGACAGGACCAAAGUGUCUCUGAGAUCACGUCUUCAUUCGAAGGUGUUGCUUUCUUUUCACCGAGCGUUAAAAUAGAUUUUUGUCUCAUCAUUCAGAAUGUAUUUUCACACACGUUCCCACAGUUUCGCAACAUUCAGCCACCUGGGAUUGUCGAAGCUUGCAGAUUUUUUGAUGGCGCAUCGCCGUCUUGCUUCUGCAGCACUGACAUAAAUAAAUAAACAGGAGGUCUGUGUGUGUGUGUGUUUGUC